This is a messenger RNA of Aspergillus lentulus, 1521 nucleotides long. RefSeq names its product glycosyltransferase family 15 protein. Gene Ontology annotation, biological process: protein N-linked glycosylation; cell wall mannoprotein biosynthetic process. Gene Ontology annotation, cellular component: Golgi apparatus; membrane. The record is from RefSeq and is a predicted model, not a curated record. Lineage: Eukaryota; Fungi; Ascomycota; Eurotiomycetes; Eurotiales; Aspergillaceae. Gene Ontology annotation, molecular function: alpha-1,2-mannosyltransferase activity.
AUGAGCUUCAUUCAGCGUAUUGUGAAGCGGUUGCCCUCAACGCCGAAUCUACCCUUCGAUGACAGCUCACGCGAAAAGGCUCGGAAUUUCUCCAGAUUCGCUUUCCUGAAGCGCAGGAUACGAUUAAAGGGCAACUCGUCGAUUUCCAUACCCCUAGGCUUUGUUCUGUUAUUUCCGUGCCUUGUGAUUACCCUCAUUCUACUCUUGUUCGUACGACAUCCAGCCUCUCCUGGCGGGAUCCUCAUUCCAGCAGGCACUCCGCCCUCGAUCAGGAGAAUAAGUGAGAAAUAUGACAAGGUCUUCGCUACUGGCUGCUUGCCAGUUGAAGAGGUGCCCCCUGACUAUAAACGGGCGAAUGCUGCGUUUGUCGUUCUCGCCCGUAACAAGGAAUUGGAGGGUGUCGUUCAGUCACUGAAAUCCAUCGAACGUCACUUCAAUCGCUGGUACCACUAUCCAUAUGUAUUCUUGAACGACGGCGACUUCGACGAUGACUUCAAGGCCACCGUCAAGAAUUACACCAGCGCCCCUGUGGAGUUUGGCAAGAUCGAUGAGACCAUGUGGGGUUUCCCCGACUGGGUUGACCACGAGGUUGCCAAGGAAGGUAUCAGAAAGCAGGGAGAUGCUGCAAUCAUGUAUGGAGGCAUGGAAAGUUACCAUCAUAUGUGCAGAUUCUAUUCUGGGUUUUUCUACAAGCAUCCUCUCCUCAUGAAGUACGAGUGGUACUGGCGUCUUGAGCCGGAGAUCAAGUACUUCUGCGAUAUCACAUAUGAUCCUUUUAUCAUGAUGGCCGAGGCUAAUAAGACUUACGGUUUCACUAUCGCCGUCAAGGAACUUCGCGAAACUGUACCCAACAUCUUCCGCUACGCGUCCGCCUAUAUGCGAAAGAAUAAUUUCAAGUCGAAGGGGCUUUGGGAGAUGUUUCUUGAGAGGCCUGAACAGGAGGAACCCAAGCCGGAAGAAGAACAGAAGAAGGACAAGCUUCCCGACGAGAUACUCCUUACCGAUCCGGGCGAGAAUGCUCUUCCUGAAGUUGAUCCAGAGGCUAUGGAGGGCGAGAAGUACAACAUGUGUCAUUUCUGGAGUAAUUUCGAAAUCGCACGCCUGGAUUGGUUCCGCAGCAAAGAAUAUGAAGAUUUCUUCGAGAUGAUGGACAAGAGCGGGGGCUUCUGGAUGGAGAGAUGGGGUGAUGCGCCUAUCCACUCGCUAGCCGCUGGCGCUCUCUUAUCUCCCAGCGACAUCCACUACUUCCGUGAUUUUGGCUAUCGUCACACCACGAUCCAACACUGUCCUGCAAAUGCGCCUGCGCGACAACUGCCCCGAAUUCCAUAUCUGGAAAAGACCACGUUGGAUGAGAAGGCGCGAAUCGAAGAAGAUGAAUACUGGGCGACUUUUGACGCCGUCAAGGAGAACGGUGUCGGUUGCAGAUGCAGGUGUGAUACUGAUAUUGUGGAUGUUGAAGGCAAACAAGGCAGCUGUCUCGCCGAAUGGGUAGAAGUUGCUGGAGGAUGGGCAUCUCCAUAG